AGUCAAGAACUGUCAAAUUAUGGAAACAUUUUAAGAAAACAGAACGACUAAACCUGGUUGAUUGAUCGCUGUUUAUUUUUUGUAAAGUGCGUGUUUUAACGAAAGUAAUAAUAUCGUUUGUAAUUAUGAUAAUAUUAAAUAGAAAUUAUUAUUUUCGACAGUGAAAUGCUCUCCAAAAUUGAUAUAUAAGUGACAUGGAUUUAUUGAAUUGAAUCAGGAUAUCCCAGUCGGAAGACCUAACAAUGAAGCAGUCUGAAUUUUAUUUUACUGAUGGAAGUGGGAGUACGGAUUCUGGGAGUAAUCCUGCGUAUCCUGAACUUACUCUUUGCCCCAUUCUUCUGGCUGAUGUCCCGCGACCGCCGCCCCUUGCCCCGUCCCCCUCAACCGCUAUUGUUGAGGAGCGCUACCAGUUUAGCUGGGGCUGUCAAGAGUGGUGAGAUCACAAGCGAAGGCCUGGUGAGCGCGUACAUAGACCACAUAAAGACAGUAAAUCCGUUGCUCAACGCGGUAGUGGAGGAGCGGUACCGAGCGGCUUUGGAAGACGCCAAGGCUGUUGACAGGAAGAUUGAGGAAGCAAAGAGAAAUGGCGCUUUGAAACAACUGUUCGAAGGAAGACCUCUUCUGGGCGUGCCGUUUACUGUCAAGGAGAGUUGCUCUCUCAGUGGUCUGUCAAACGCCGUAGGCUGUCUAGAAAACGCCGGCCGCCGCGCUACCAUAGACGGAGAGGCAGUACGCCUAGUCAAAGAGGCUGGUGCUAUUCCUCUCCUCGUCUCGAACACCCCUGAACUGUGUCUAGGCUGGGAGACAACUAAUUUACUUCGCGGUGCCACGAACAAUCCCUACGAUUUCAAUAGGACGCCUGGAGGGUCGUCGGGCGGUGAAGCGGCAUUGCUUGCAUGUGGCGCGUCACCCCUGAGCGUCUCCUCAGACAUCGCUGGCUCUAUUCGAAUACCAGCCGCCUUUUGCGGUAUUUUUGGACAUAAGCCCACUCCAGGUAUAAUUCCCAUAGAGGGCCACAUACCAACGCUGAGUGAUGAGAACUACCCUCGCUUCCUGACCGUGGGUCCGAUGACGCGCAAGGCUGAGGACCUGCCGCUCUUGAUGAACAUAAUGGCUGGCGAAAAUAGGCACAAGCUGAAUCUCGACGAGCCAGUGAGGAUAGAGGAUAUUAGAGUGCACUACAUGACUGAUGCGGGCGAGUCGAUAGCGCUUUUAAAUGUCGACGACAGUAUCAGGCACGGGAUCUUGAAUGCAGUCAAAUACCUCGAGAAGGAGUGCGGCUCUAAAAUAUGCGAGGAAAAAUUCAAAGACUUGGAAGAUUCGGUGGAGAUAUCCGUGUCGGUCUUCUUCGCUAUGAAGGAUAUUCCCAACAUGUUACAAGAUCCCACUAAUCCGAAAGUCGACAAGAGCCUGGCAGUGGAGCUGAUAAAGUAUAUGUUCGGCGGCGGCUCGCGCUCGCUGCAGGGGCUCGGCUUCACUCUCAUCCACAGAAACAACCUUUUCAUACCCGAGUCCAGGAAUAAAUAUUACAGCGAUAAGGCGCACAAGCUGAGGGAAGAAAUGACGAGGGUACUGGGCACAGACGGAGUCCUUUUGUAUCCAGUAUUCAACGGCCUCGCCCACAGACACAACCAGGUGUUCUUCCGAGCGUCAGGCGUCCUGUACACCAUGGUGUUCAACAUCCUGGGCAUGCCCGCCACCAGCGUGCCCGUCGGCUGGCACGACGGGCUGCCCGUUGCCGUCCAGGUGAUAGCAGCUCCAAAUCAAGACAGAUUAUGUCUAGCGGUCGCCAAACAACUGGAGAUAGCAUUCGGAGGAUGGCGGCCGCCGCUGCCGGCGUGAGGUGUGGACACAUUACUCGAGUUGAAACAUUACCUACAUUUCACACAAGGCGAUAAAUCCACGUAUACACUAGACAACAUUUGACCAGCAAUAUCGCUCUUUCUCACUCAUUACCAUUGCUCGAGUGAAACAGCAUAUCGUCUAUCUCACUCAUGUAAAUUGUAAUGAGAAGGAAAAGGACGAUAUGUUGCGCUUCAAAUGUUCCCAAGUGUAUUCGUGGCUUCACGCUCAUCCAAAUCUUUGUCCAAUAUAUUUUUUUUAUUACUUUUUUUUGCAGUGUCCGUAUAAAUAGCAAUAUUUGACAAAUAAUAGCUAUCGUACUUAGGUACAAAGCUAUUGUUGACAAAAAACAUCACUUUUUUUUUGCAAUGCUCGUAAUUUCUUCGGACAAAUGUUGAUAUUUUCAUUGUGUGCAUAAUUUUUUGUUAUAUCUUGAGAAAUAAUUUGAUUAUCAAUGUGAUUCAUUACACUGAUCAUUGUGCAAUUGUAAGGUUCUUCGAUGAGGCAUCUCAAUCAAAACUUUAUUUUGUAUUAUCUAGUCUAGUGGGGUUAUUUAAUAUUAUUUAUUAGCCCUAAUUAAACCUAGACCACAACGCACAAUGUGCAGAUUUUAUCAUCAUGACUUUAUUAUUGUAGUUUCGACUCGGCGAAUGUGAUGUUUAUAUUAAUAUCAAACCACAGUUAUGGCGUGGUGAUUUGUACAAUAGAUUUACCGUUUUGUACGUCAAUGUUAUUCCGGGUGAGAUUUUAAACUAGACUUUAGACUUUUCCAGAGUUUUUGUUUGAGAUUUUUUUUCAGAGAUUAAUUUUCGAAAAUCCGUACAAUUUUAUUUGUUAGCUGCAUGUUAAUGGUGUGGAAAAUAAUGUGUAUGUCAAUAAGUUUCCUAUUAAAUUUCUGUAUUUUUUUUUCUAUGGUAACAUAACGUUAUGGUAACGUAACGUUAACAAUGUUAAACUUUUUUCUACGGUAACAUCGUCCUUAGCCCUUACGAUUAUUCUCCUUAUGCCGCUUCUCGAUUAUUUUCUUCCUCUUGGAAAUGUAAGUUUAACUAUGAUUACAAUCUCACUCUGUAGUUAUAAAGUUAAACCAAUAAGAUUGGUCUCCGUUUGUCUAACAUUGAAUUACUUAAGAAUCGUAAUUUGUAGGCUAAUCUAUUGUGAGAACAAAUGUUGCUAGUUUUCAUACAAAAUCUGCCCGAACUCUGCAAUAUGACAUUAUGGACGUUAAACUUUUACAUAAAAGAAAAGGUUACAUACUAACCAGUAGUUAAAUUUUGUAUGGAAAGUAGUAACUUAAAACAUAAUUAUCUUAAUCGUAAUAUCAAAUUUCUAUUACAGUAUGUUUUUGAGAACUUACACGUGCUAAAAGUGCCCAACUAUAAUGUGAUGAGAUGAAAUCUGAGUAUUUUCUAUGUAUUUAUUUCUACUUGUCGUUUCCUGGUGAUUCUGAUGUUUGCACUCGAAAUGAGGACCCUGUUUCCUGAAUAUUUGGAAGAUAUUUACGAUGAUUUUCGGUGUGUCCCUUUCUCGAAAAGUAUUUUCUCAUAAUCUUAAUUUUCUUUAAUCAAAAAUUUUUUAGAUUUAUGAAAAGUACUUUUUAAGAAAUGGAUUAUGCCAUUUACCUAAAUAAAAACAACGCGUACCUUUUGAUACGUAACAAUAUUGCAAUAAACAAUGUGUAUUAAAGGAUUGAAGAGCGAGAUUAUUCUGAACGGAACUAACUGGAAUCGUUAUGAUCCUGAGAAAUCCAAAUUUGUUGUAUAUCAAAUUACAUUUUUAUUACCUACUUCUUGUAGAUUUUAUUUAUAUACGUGCUGUUCUAGAGUGUAAUUUGUUAUAAUGAGCAAAUAAACGACGUCGUAUUAUUAAA
Plodia interpunctella (Indianmeal moth) is the source of this 3712-nucleotide messenger RNA. RefSeq names its product fatty-acid amide hydrolase 2-A-like. NCBI's taxonomy places the organism in Eukaryota, Metazoa, Arthropoda, Insecta, Lepidoptera, Pyralidae. The record is from RefSeq and is a predicted model, not a curated record. The transcript is spliced from 12 exons. Gene Ontology annotation, cellular component: endomembrane system. The coding region runs from base 271 to 1842 and encodes 523 amino acids.